Messenger RNA from Aspergillus versicolor CBS 583.65, 1565 nucleotides. RefSeq names its product putative glucosamine-6-phosphate deaminase. The record is from RefSeq and is a predicted model, not a curated record. Lineage: Eukaryota; Fungi; Ascomycota; Eurotiomycetes; Eurotiales; Aspergillaceae. The transcript has 4 exons. Bases 210 to 1283 code for a protein of 357 amino acids. Gene Ontology annotation, biological process: D-glucosamine catabolic process; N-acetylglucosamine catabolic process; N-acetylneuraminate catabolic process. Gene Ontology annotation, molecular function: identical protein binding; glucosamine-6-phosphate deaminase activity. Gene Ontology annotation, cellular component: cytoplasm.
ACGUUGUUGAACCUUUUAAACGUUCUUAUACUGCCUCAUGAUCCUGUAUGUCCAUCUUUUUUCUUUGCGCUUUUCCCGGACCUUCGCUAUACUACCAUCUGUCACACUCCUGUUCAACAACUAACCUGUACUUUAUUUAUCUGUGUCCCACGCCCAUUCUGAUCUCGACUUUCAAUAUUCGGUGACGUAGUGUCUCGAAGCUUGUCAUCAUGAGGGUUAUCAUCCGCGAUACAUCUCUGCAGGCUUCAGAGUACAUCGCUGACUAUAUCAUCAGUCGCAUCAAAACAUUUAAGCCUACCGUGAGCAAUCCAUUCGUUAUUGGCCUUCCAACUGGAAGCAGCCCUGAAGUCAUCUACAAAACCUUGGUCCGACGCCACAAAGCUGGGGAAAUCUCAUUCAAACAUGUUGUGACGUUCAAUAUGGAUGAAUACGUUGGGCUCCCCCGCGAUCAUCCUGAAUCAUACCAUAGCUUCAUGUACAAGCAUUUCUUCUCCCAUGUUGAUAUUCCGCCGCAGAAUAUUAACAUACUUGACGGCAAUGCCGCGGAUCUAGCCUCUGAGUGUGCUUCAUUCGAAGCACGCAUUGCUCGCUAUGGUGGCAUCGAGCUUUUCCUCGGCGGAGUGGGAUCUGAUGGGCACAUCGCAUUCAACGAACCAGGAUCAUCUCUCAAUAGCCGCACCCGCGUCAAGACAUUGGCUUUCGACACGAUACUAGCGAAUUCUCGAUUUUUUAACGACGACAUGGCCCAAGUGCCUCGAAUGGCGCUAACUGUGGGUAUUCGAACCAUCAUGGAGGCACGUGAGGUUGUGAUAGUGGCAACCGGCGCUCACAAAGCAUUGGCCAUCAAAGAAGGCCUUGAGGGUGGUGUGAACCACAUGUGGACCAUUUCGUCCCUUCAACUGCACCAACAUCCCUUGAUUGUAUGUGAUCGUGAUGCGACACUGGAGCUUAAAGUAAAGACCGUCUACUACUUCGAAUCUAUCGAGAAAUCCGGAACAGAUGCCCGCACUCAAGGACCUCCUCUCGUCUACCGACCUAGGACCUAUGUCCCGGCUCUAAUGGCGGUGGACAAGCCUCAAGCGCUUGCGCCUGCUCCCCCAUCAGAGCAAACGUCAAAAGACCUGAGGAUCAAUACGGAUCUCAGGCAGACUUUCGAAGACGAGGAGCUCACCCCAGAUAGCAUGUCUUCGCGUAUGGUAGACUCGGCUGUGGGCGGGUUAGACGCAACUCUGAAAAACGAUUUGAUAUUUGACCGUAUGAGUGAGAGAAUGAAGGCUCACUAGUAUGAUGGACGGACACUGGGGAGUUGGAUUUAUGCGUUAUUGACUUGCUGGAACGAGUUCAGAUUCUAAAUUGGCCUUCGUCUAAGAAACUUUGUCUUGAAUUUUGCAUACGAAUGUGACUAGACUUACGAUCAUAGAUUGACUGCAUAGUAUAGUAUUUUGGUUGCUACUCUGAGAAGUAGCUUAUAGAUUGGCAAAGGUGAAUAAGAUAUGUAUUUAUAUUCUCUGUUUGUGCUGUGAAGUAUGUUUUAUAUCUAUUUGUAGUUAUUAGUAUCAAGUGGG